Paramisgurnus dabryanus is the source of this 2609-nucleotide messenger RNA. Lineage: Eukaryota; Metazoa; Chordata; Actinopteri; Cypriniformes; Cobitidae. The record is from RefSeq and is a predicted model, not a curated record.
GUCACGUGCUGCUGUUACGCAUAUGUUUAUGUCAUUUGAGCAUGCGCCGCUCAUCAUAAACACAGGAAGUCAAUAUUGCAUCUCGUAAAUCCCAAAAACUGCGAGUUUGGUUCGAUAUAGAACAGAGAAUAAAAGCGUGUCUUUUUCUCUGAACUGUAUAGACAUGUAAAGAAAGAAACGGAGCUGAACACGCAGCGCUGGUUACGGCAGGAGUGUUUCAAUAGAUGGCAGUAAUGCAGCGUUCAGCGCGAACAGACAAUGAAAGAAGAAGAAACAUCGAGCAGACCUUUUCAAAUAACAAACGCAAGUGUCAUUGAACAGAUAAUAAUGGUCGUACGUGAUUCAUCAGUAUAAUGUGUAGAUCAGACAGAGAUGUCAGACUGUGAGCCGCUGAGUAAACGCCAGAGAGUGAAGUAGUCUGAUCCCUCACAGUCCGAUCAGUGCCACUCAUUACAUACAGGAAGGUAAAAUUAGUCACAUUAAUGUCCUCGAAUCAUACUAAAGUGUGCCAAAUGAGAUAACAUCGACUCGCAUCAAACAUCUGAUUCAGACAGAUUCAAAUGAGAAACUCCAAAGGUAAACGAGCGCAGAAGUCUCUGGAUCACUGGCUGGUAAAGAAACCCAACGUGACCCAGACAGACCCUCAACCUGAGCCUGAAGAGCCAGAGGAAAGUCGAGAAAGGUCCGAUGAUCUUCACAGAACUGAAAGCAGAGCAACAGAAAGACCGCGCACAUCCCAGCUGGAACCAGCGAGUAAUCCCGGACGAGCUGCUGCUGCUGCUACUGAUCUGUUGUCAGCUGAAGAUGCUCAAAUAAAGACGAACACAAUCACAGACUUCUUCACAAGAACAUCAAUGAAGUACAGCUGUAGAACGGCACGAGCUCCGGUACUGGCUGGGCAGCCUGUCAGCAGUGACGUCACCUGGCUGGGCGUUCCUCUCGGUGAGCUGCAGAGGGCGCCGGCGUGCAGCAAUCCGUUACGCCGCCUGAAAGCCACAGACACACACACGGUGAUGAUCAGGACUGACCUGUUGCAUCCUGGGAAAAUUCCAGUACCGUAUCCCUCUCCAGACAAAACCUCAGACUGCUGGGAUGCAGCACAUGUGAAGAUGCCCUGCUCCAAACACAACCUGUUCCCGGCCGGACACAGUACGCAGACCCUUGAGAGCCGUUGGGUUUUAAUCAAUGAAGCCUUGAGGAGGCCGUUCAGCUCAUCUGAAGAUGUGAAGGACGCUAUAUUGAAAUAUAACGCAGCUCAGGCAAAGGGCUGGGACUUCACAGCGCUGAAUAUUUACUGUCAGGGUCUAGAGAAGGCUGAAUGUGAGCAGAUGUUUAGAGAUCUGAUUCCAGCUAUGGUGGAGUUGGCGUUAAGGGUUGACAGUCUUUGCACGCAGCCCAUUCCUCUUCUGCAGUCACAGCAGUGCCGUUCGGUCACGAUGUCUCAGGAGCAGGUGUCAUGUCUGCUGGCGAAUGCCUUCUUCUGUACAUUUCCCAGACGGAGCUCUCGCAGGACAGAGUUCAGUAACUAUCCUGACAUCAACUUCAACAGGUUAUUUGAAGGCUCUUCACAAAAGAAACUGGAGAAACUCAAAACUGUUCUGUGGUACUUUAGACGAAUCACACAAAACAGGCCCACUGGUGUUGUAACGUACAUGAGACGAUGUCUGCAGAGUUUCCCGUCGUGGUGGAGUUCAGAACAGACGUUCAGCAAACUACACAUCACCUGUGAUGGAACCAUAGAAGAGCACGGAUACGGCCUGUUGCAGGUAGACUUUGCUAACAGGUUUGUUGGAGGAGGAGUGACUGGUUCUGGUCUGGUUCAGGAAGAAAUUCGUUUUCUGAUUAACCCAGAACUCAUUGUGGCCCGACUCUUUACUGAGGCCCUCGAUGACAACGAGUGUCUGAUCAUUACAGGUACGGAGCAGUUCAGCAGAUACUCUGGAUACUCGGACACAUUUAAAUGGGAUGGUAACCAUGAUGACCAGACACCAAGGGAUGAGUGGCAUCGCAGAUACACUGAGAUCGUUGCCAUUGAUGCCCUACAUUACAGAAACUUCCUGCAACAGUUUCACCCAGACAACAUGAGGAGAGAGCUUAACAAGGCCUACUGUGGUUUUGCUCGUCCUGAAGUCAAAACUAAGCACCUUUCAGCUGUCGCUACGGGUAACUGGGGCUGUGGAGCAUUUGGCGGAGACACACGUUUAAAAGCUGUGUUGCAGAUGAUGGCCGCAGCCGAGGCUCGACGUGAUUUGAUUUACUUCACGUUUGGAGACGUAGAGCUGCUCCGAGACAUCCACAACAUCCACACUCUCAUUACACACAAACAAAUUACUGUAGGAUCCGUGUUUGGUGCGUUACAGAAGUACUACGAGCGGGUUUGUUCAACAGCAUCCAGCACGAAACCGCAGGAAUCGCUUUACUGCUUCCUCUCUGAACAUCUUUGACGUCUGCUUGCAUCUCAUUCAGAUUUCGCUCUGUCAUCUCUCGGCUGAGGUUUGUGUAAUCGAAUCAGCGGUAACGUGAAGGAAUCAUCAGAGCAGAUGUUUUAGAUUCAGUCGAGUUUAUUCUGAACCUGUAAUCGCCCCAAUAAAGGUGAAAGAAAUGUUUGU